AUGGGUCCCCCCCAAAAGCAUCAUCAUCGGCGGACGCACCGCCUUGAACAAGCGUUCGCAGAGAUGAAGGCAGACCGCACUGCUUCAUCGCAGGUGAAGCGCAAGACCACACAGAAGCUUGAGGAGCCUAACAUCUCGGAAAGCGUCCUUAAGCCUCGGGCUAGAGUUGUUCCAGUCAAAACACCAGAUGAUGAUCAUGAACAAGCAAAGGGGUCAUUGAUCAAGGUUGAGAAACCUGACCUUGAUAUGCUAGAUAGCCUUGAAGAUCAGAAGGCCGCUACUGGUGUUGAUCAAAAACCAUUGCCCGAGGAUAUCGAUAUGCCUUUGGCCCCGAAGAUCGACCCCACUGAGCCACACAUCAAGAUUGAGAAGCCUGAUCCUGAUUUGGCAACUCGUCUUGAAGACCAGAAAACAGCUACUAUUACAAAGGAAGAUCCAACCUGCGAGGAUACUGAGAUGUCAUUGGCCCCCAAAAUUGAUCCAACUGAGCCAUCAAUCAAGGCUGAAAAGCCUGACCCUGAUUUGGCAGCUAGUGUUAGGGAACGGAAUCCCGCUACUGGCGUGAAACCAGAUUCAUCUUGCAAGGAUACCGAGAUGCCAUUGGCCCCCAAAAUUGACCCAAAUGAAGCGACGGCCACUCCUGACCACUCCGACUCUAAGCGCAGUCUCGCGUCCUUCGAUUCCCAAGAUCUUUUAGAAGAGACACGUACCCAGAACUCCCCCGAUUCUCCGGACACAAAGCCAGAAGGCCAGCUCUACUACUGGAUUGCCAAAUUACCCAUGGAAGCUCUUCCAGUUGUAACCACUGUUUGGGGGAGCAUUCUAGACCUGUUACAACUGAAGCAUGAAAUGAACAAGGCUUUGGAUGUGGGUGAGGCCAUUGAAGAAAAGAAACAUUUCUACGAUACAUACCAGAAUGUUUCCGGGGAAAUUCAUCGACCAUCCGCCGGGCUUAGCGCAUCAUGUCUACAUUUACAUUUGCGGAUAGAAAGAAAAAAGUCGAAAAGACGAGAACACUACCACAAGAGCGCAGACCGAAUCAAAUCGUUAACGCGAGAGUACCAUCGAGAAUACUACCACAAGAACGCAGACCGAAUCAAAUCAAAAAGACGAGAAUACCGGCAGAAGAACGCAGAGAGAGUUAAGUUGAGAAAACAAGAACUAGAGCGUAAAAUGGAAGAAAAUCUGCCAAUGCAGAAGCCAAAGGCCUGGUUUAAGCAGGAAGCCACCCAUCUCAAGCAAGAGGUCUGGCUCAAACAGGAGGCCUAG
Penicillium crustosum is the source of this 1269-nucleotide messenger RNA. RefSeq lists its product as uncharacterized. The transcript is spliced from 3 exons. The coding region runs from base 1 to 1269 and encodes 422 amino acids. The record is from RefSeq and is a predicted model, not a curated record. Lineage: Eukaryota; Fungi; Ascomycota; Eurotiomycetes; Eurotiales; Aspergillaceae.